Chironomus riparius is the source of this 14412-nucleotide messenger RNA. The record is from the annotation of a GenBank genome assembly. Lineage: Eukaryota; Metazoa; Arthropoda; Insecta; Diptera; Chironomidae.
AUGAUGUCUCCUGAUGAUCCCGAUAUACAGCGACGACGUGAAGAAUGCGAGAGAAAGGCGAGACGUGGGGAAUUCACGUUUCAACUGCUUAUGGACGGAACGGGUUUGCCGAGGCAUCAGAUUAUGGACCAUAUUUUUGAAGGCAACAUGUUGGAUGAGAUUAAUCAAUUAUUCUUACCAAACAUGCGCAAUAAGCUGAUGUGGUUUUAUCAAGAAGUCGAAGAAGCAGAACACGUUCCAGAUCAUUCAGGUCGUCCAGGUCCAUCGCGUGCAACAGCUUCAUCAUCUCGCACUCCAAUCCCAGGUACAUCAUCAGCCAUGAGCGCCAGUAAAAACAAAUUAUUUUUAACUGACGGAUGGUCAUGUCCUUUUACGGGCGUCUGCAUUUACAUGUUUCGCAUCAACAUCUCCAAACAAUUACCAGAGGAAGGAUUUCAUAAAGAUCUAUACUGUGGAAUAAUUGAUGCGGAAAAAGUUGGUUUGGUAGCGUCAAUCGAAAGGAUUGUAGAAUUUGUUUUUAUGCAGGCACUGGCCUUUCCGAACAUCGAGAAUGAGGAUGAAGAGAUGAAUUGUAAUUUGAUUAAGCAGCAGCUGCUUCCCGGCUUACGUAGUUUCUGUAGUGCAUUGCGUGUUUGUGAACAAGUCUGUACCAAAAAUAACAUCUUUGAUGAUGGAAAGGUGAUUGUUUCAAAAGCAGAAAGUGUUGCUGAUGUAAAGGAUAUGUCCAAAGAUGCGGAAAUUGUUUCCGAAUUGGAGGAGCGAGUGACAAAUUGGAUUAAAAACAUCUCAAAGAUUUUAAUGGAAAGUGAACAAUUGCGUCGUGAAAAUGAUUCCAGCGGUCCACAAGAUGAAUUGGAGUAUUGGAAGCGUAGAGGUGCUCAAUUCUCGCAACUUCUCUCAUACCUUCAAGAACGCGAGGUUCAAUGGACACUCUUUUGUCUUACCGUCAACGGAUCGAGAAUGGUUAAGAACUGGAAAGAAACUGAUAAGAAAAUUACAUUCUGUUAUAAUGAGGCACGUGACAAUGCAAAAUUCAUUCAGGCUAUGGAGUCAUGUUGUCACUCACUCUAUUUGGAUGACCCUGUCACGAUGCAAGAUAGCAUUUUAAGCUUGCUACAGACAGUUCGUUUAAUUUACUCUGUUUCACAAUUCUACAAUAAUUCUGAACGUACAUCAACACUUAUGGUUAAGAUAACAAAUCAGAUGAUUGAGACAUGUAAGUCGUACAUUACAUGUCGUGGAAUGGAAAAUAUUUGGUCGCAGGAUCGCAACUUAGUUCGCACAAAACUUACCAAUUGUCUAAAAUUAAAUCACAUUUAUAGAGAGACUUACUACACUGUUAGAUCGCAACCAUUUUUGCCUGAUCAAGCGCCAUUCGCAUUCAGCGAGAACUUUGUUUUUGGAAAGUUUGACACUUUUUGUGAUCGUCUAUCAAAAAUCAUUUCAAUGUUUAAUUUAAUUGAGGAUUACAACCAUCUUUUCGAGAGACGACUUGAAGGCUUACUUUUAGGCGAAGCAUUAGAAGAAGCUAUGGCGACAUUUGAGGAAGCAAAAGUUGCAGUUUUAGUUAAGAAAUAUGAUUAUUUAGAUCACCGUAAUUUAGAAUUUAAUGAAGAUUUUGACUUGUUUAUGUCCAAAACAAAUAUGUUAAAAGAAUCAAUAGCAUCAAUGAUUGAAAAUAAUUUCGAUUCUGUUUGGGAAACACCGCAAGGUAUCCGGUUUUUGAUACGUUUUGAAAAAGUCAGCGCAAAGAUUCCAAUAAGCACAAUGAAUGAUAAAUAUGAGAGGAUAUUGAAAUAUUGUGAGAAGGAACUUGACAGAAUUUUAAAGUUGUUUAAGAAGCAACGUGAUGAUCCACCGCUAGAACGAUGCCUACCACCAAUAUCUGGUAGAAUUAAAUGGUGUAGAAGCUUAUUAUCGCACCUUAAAGAACUUAUUACAAAUAUUUCAUCACAUCCAGUACUUGCAAAUCAUCCAAUAAGUAAAGACUUAGAAAAUCGAUAUAAUUAUGCAAACACAUAUAUUGCUGAGUACGAGCAGGAAAUGACACAAUUAUGGCUUUCACAGGAUGUUUCUAUAGCCGAUGCUUGUCUUGUACAGCCUGUUCUGGCAAUACAAAAUGAUAGAUUAGUUGUCAACCUCCAUCCAACAAUUCCAUUGUUAAUUAAAGAGGCAAAAUGUUUAGCAAAAAUGAGCACCCAUGACCUGCCUAUUGUAGCUACAACAUUGUUAUGUAAGCAACAUCACUUUGAUACAAUUACGGAUUCUAUGAACGAAUUAAUUAAGCUGUACUUUCGUGUUACCAAAUCUGUAAUUCAUGAAGUCCGACCACUUUUUUUACCGCAGCUCGUGCGCUUAACAACAAUGCUUCGACCAGGAUUAAAGCAUAUAAAUUGGACGAAUUCACGUUGGAUGGAAUUUUAUGAACAAUGCAAGCAAGCUAUAAAUACCUUUGAUAUACUUGUGCAACGUGUGCAUGAUAUUUACACAAAUCGAAUUCUCUUUGUAUUGAAUUCAAUGCAGGAAAUUUCAUUACAAACACUUCCAAUCGAUGAAUUGUGGACGGUACAGAAGUUUUUGGAUAAAAAUGAAGAUGCUUGUCGUGCUGCUGCAAUUGAAUUAAAUAGAAAGAGUCAAAUGGUCGAAGAAGCAGUCGAGGAAGUGCUUGAUUUGGUGCAAAAAGCUAGUGUCAUAUUCAGAAAUAUGAUUGGACCGGAAAAUGACUUAUUUGGUGAGGAAGAAUUGAGAUUGCAAGCAACAGAAACACCAACAAAUGACAAUGACACGGGAACAUCGAAUCAACAGCAAGAUUGGAGUUUAUUAUAUACGUGUUUCGAGAAUCCGUUGUCAUUAUUUACUUCUUAUGAAGGUGGAUUACCCAAAGGACUUACGGAAAUGGUUUUUAAUGCAAUUCAUGAAAUGAGACGUUAUUAUAGUCGGAAGGUUAUUGAUGUUCUUAUAAAGGUUACUCGUGCUUCAUUGGAUCUCCUUCGUAGGCGAUUUAUAUUAGAAAGCAAUGAGCAUGAAGUAUCUCAGAAACCAAUAUUUAUAUUAAAUGCCGUCCUUAUGAUUCCAACAAUUGCCAUUCGUCCAAGUUUGGAUGAAUUGCAAGAAGCUUUAGCACAGGCUGGCAAGAACAUUGUUGGUGUAUCAAAAGGUGUUGCACAAUGGAAUUCUGGUAGAGACGAUGAUCGAUGUACGACACAAAUUAAUCCCAAAGGUCCACGCGCUGCUGUUGCUAAUGAGCGUGCUAAUAGACGACGUGUGUAUCGUGUAUUAUCUGAACAACGACCACAAAUGCCUCAUAUGGCAAAAAGUUUCUACACUUAUGUGAUGGAUAACAAGGAAGUUGUCAAAACUCUCUCACUUUUAUCACAAUGCACUAAGAAUCUAAAAAGUGAGAUUCAAGAGUUUGUCAAAAAAUGGAAGCCUUAUCAAUUUCUAUGGAAGAAUGACAAAACCAUACGUCAAUUAUUGGAAUAUACACUUCCUGAAUUCGAAACAAAUCUCCGAUAUUUAACAGAGCUUGAUGCAAAUUUAUCUGUAGAACCGGAUAUGGAAUUUUUUGGUCAAUCAUGCGUAGCACUGUCAACAGAGAAAUUGAAAUUCGGUCUCAAUAUUGAAGUAAAAGCUUUUAAGCAUAAAAUUGGUCAAGCAAUGAAAAAGAAAUACAAAAGAGAAAUGGAUUAUGUUUAUGCUGUUAUCAAUGAGAUGGAUAGGAAGCUUGAUAGACCUGUAAGAGAUCUUGAUGACGUCAGAAUGGUCAUGGAUACAUUGGGUAAAAUUCGUGACCAAGAAGUUGAUAUGGAAUUAAAAAUUGAUCCAAUUGAGGAGGCAUUCAACACAUUGGCAAAAUAUGAAAUUCCGAUUGAAAAGGAGCAUACGGAACGUGUUGAUAACUUGAGAGAUACUUGGUAUAAAUUGAAGAAUCGUGCGCUUGACACCCACUGUAAAUUGCUUGAAAUGCAGCCAGUCUUUCAAGAAGAACUCACAACCAAUUUGGAUAGAUUUAGAAAUGAGAAAAUCGAUUACGUCAAUGAAUAUAAUAAUGCUGGUCCGAUGCAGCCUGGCUUGACACCGCGUGAAGCUUCCGAUCGACUUAUUCUCUUCCAAAACCGAUUCGAUGGAAUGUGGCGUCGACUACAAUUGUUUCAGAAUGGUGAGGAGCUGUUCGGUUUACCACAAACUGAUUAUCCAGAACUUGCACAAAUUAAGAAAGAACUUAAUUUGCUACAGAAACUUUAUAAGCUCUAUAAUGACGUCAUCGAUAGAGUUUCUAGCUACUACGAUAUCGCAUGGGGUGAUGUUGAUAUUGAGGAAAUUAAUAAUGAACUUAUGGAAUUCCAAAAUCGUUGCAGAAAAUUACCAAAAGCACUCAAGGAAUGGCCAGCCUUUCAUGCUCUCAAGAGAACCAUUGAUGAUUUUAAUGACAUGUGUCCAUUACUUGAAUUGAUGGCAAAUAAGGCGAUGAAACCACGUCAUUGGCAACGAAUUAUGGAAGUCACAAAAUAUACAUUCGAAUUUGAUAGUGAUGGAUUCACAUUAAAGCACAUCUUAGAUGCACCUUUAUUAAAGCACAAAGAAGAUAUUGAAGAUAUUUGUAUCUCAGCUAUGAAGGAGAAGGAUAUUGAAGCGAAAUUAAAACAAGUAACGAAUGAGUGGUCGGGACAUGAGCUAAGCUUCAUGUCAUUCAAUAAUCGCGGUGAAUUAUUGCUUCGUGGUGACACAACAGCAGAAACAAUAGGACAAUUAGAAGACAGCUUGAUGGUUCUCGGUUCAUUGCUUUCUAAUCGUUACAACGCACCAUUUAGGAAGCAAAUCCAACAAUGGGUGUAUGAUUUAUCAAAUUCAAAUGAUAUCCUUGAAAGAUGGCUUCUCGUACAGAACAUGUGGGUGUAUCUUGAGGCUGUAUUUGUUGGCGGUGAUAUUGCAAAGCAACUGCCGAAAGAAGCAAAAAGAUUCUCGAAAAUCGAUAAAUCGUGGCAGAAAAUUAUGCAGAGAGCACAUGAGACACCUGGCGUGAUUGCAUGUUGUGUCGGUGAUGAUUUAUUAAAGCAAUUAUUGCCGCAUUUACAAGAACAACUUGAGUUGUGUCAAAAGUCACUCAGUGGUUAUUUGGAGAAGAAGAGAAUGAUGUUUCCACGCUUCUUUUUCGUAUCUGAUCCGGCAUUAUUGGAAAUUUUAGGUCAGGCAUCAGAUCCGCAUACAAUUCAGAAUCAUUUAUUGUCAAUUUUUGAUAAUACCCGCUAUGUUAAAUUUCAUGACGUUGAGUAUAACAAAAUGGUUGCUAUAAUAUCAUCCGAGGGUGAAUCAAUUCCUUUAGACCGAGCAAUUCGUGCUGAGGGAUCUGUUGAGACGUGGUUAACAUCAUUACUUCAAUCAUCACAGACAUCUUUACACUCGAUUAUACGACAAGCAAAUUCACAAAUCAAUGAUCCGAAUGUACAAAUUUUAGUCUUUUUAGAUAAGAUGCCAGCACAAGUGGGAAUACUUGGUAUUCAAAUGAUAUGGACACGCGAUAGUGAAGUUGCACUUACACAAUCUCGUCAUGAGAAGAAAAUUAUGUCAGAGACUAAUAAUAAAUUUUUGGAACUUCUUAACACUCUCAUUGACCAAACAACUAAAGACAUAACAAAAAUGGAUAGGAUUAAGUUUGAAACACUUAUUACAAUUCAUGUACAUCAACGUGAUAUAUUUGAUAUACUAUGUCGUAUGAACAUUAGGUCAUCAAAUGAUUUCGAAUGGCUCAAGCAAUGUCGUUUCUAUUUCAAAGACGAUUUGGACAAAACAUUUAUGAGUGUCACUGAUGUCACGUUCACAUAUCAGAAUGAGUAUCUUGGAUGUACUGAGAGACUUGUUAUUACUCCUCUUACAGAUCGAUGUUACAUUACACUUGCACAAGCACUUGCACUUUGUAUGGGUGGUGCUCCUUGCGGACCUGCUGGUACAGGCAAGACUGAAACGGUGAAGGAUAUGGGCAAAACAUUAGGAAAAUAUGUUGUUGUCUUCAAUUGCUCUGAUCAAAUGGAUUACAGAGGCUUGGGAAGAAUUUACAAAGGAUUAGCGCAAUCUGGUACUUGGGGAUGCUUUGAUGAGUUCAAUCGUAUUGAGCUUCCCGUUCUUUCGGUUGCUGCUCAACAGGUUGCUGUUGUACUCACAGCGAAGAAGGAUAAGAAAAAAACAUUUAUUUUUACUGACGGUGACACAAUUGAUUUAAAUCCUGAGUUUGGUAUUUUUAUUACGAUGAAUCCCGGUUACGCUGGAAGAAAGGAAUUGCCUGAGAAUCUGAAAAUCCAAUUUAGAACAGUCGCGAUGAUGGUACCCGAUCGACAGAUUAUUAUUCGUGUAAAGCUUGCUUCUUGCGGCUUCUUGGAGAACAUUACACUCGCUAGAAAGUUCUACACACUUUAUAAACUUUGUGAGGAGCAGCUGACAAAGCAAGUUCACUAUGAUUUUGGUUUACGUAACAUUUUGUCAGUUUUGAGAACUUUGGGAACCGCAAAAAGAUUAAACUGUAAAGAUAGUGAGAGCACCAUUGUCAUGCGUGUGUUGAGAGAUAUGAAUCUUUCAAAAUUAAUUGACGAAGAUGAACCGCUUUUCAUGUCAUUGGUCAGUGAUCUGUUUCCUAAUCAAAGUUUAGAGAAGACCACAUAUGCAGAAUUAGAGACGGCAAUCGAUCACCAAAUUCAAGAAGCUGGUCUCAUAAAUCAUCCUCAAUGGACACUUAAACUUAUUCAGUUGUAUGAAACACAAAAAGUGCGUCACGGUAUAAUGGUCCUCGGACCUUCUGGAGCCGGAAAAACAAAAUGUAUUCAUGUGCUAAUGAAGGCACUAACAGAGACAGGAAAGACGCAUAAAGAAAUGAGAAUGAAUCCAAAAUCCAUUACAGCAGCACAAAUGUUUGGUAAAUUAGAUGUGGCAACUAAUGAUUGGACGGAUGGAAUAUUUUCAGCGAUGUGGCGAAAAACAUUAAAGACGAAGAAGUUGGAGAAUAUAUGGCUUGUUCUUGAUGGCCCAGUCGAUAGUAUUUGGAUUGAGAAUUUAAAUUCAGUCUUGGAUGAUAAUAAGACAUUGACAUUGGCUAAUGGUGAUCGAUUGGCUAUGUCACCGCAUUGUAAAAUUAUUUUUGAACCACACAACAUUGACAAUGCAUCUCCAGCUACAGUCAGUCGUAAUGGAAUGGUCUAUAUGUCUUCGAGUGGUCUAGACUGGAAGCCAAUUCUUGCUGCAUGGCUUAAAGGACGAACAAACCGCGAGAAGCAGGUAUUUUCAGAACUCUUUGAGCAGUCAUUCUUGGCUAUUUUUACUUGGGGUACCCAAAAUUGUGAAUUCAUGAUGGAAAUCUUGCAAUGUAACAUCAUUCAACAAGUCUUGUUCGUUCUUGACGGUUUAAUACCGUACUCAAAAGAUAUUGAACAAGCCGCUACACAGUCUAUUGCCGGAAGCACAGAAGAUGAUUUACUUGAGGAAGAUGAAGCACAAUCGAAAACUGAAGUAGCAAGUCCCGAACAUCUUCAUCGUCUUUUUAUUUUCUCAAUGGCAUGGGCACUUGGAGCAUUUUUAAAUUCAAAUGACAGGAUUAAAAUGGAUACAUUUAUGAGAAAGAAGUUUAAGAGCUAUGACUAUCCAAAAGAUCCUGAAGUGCCUGAUGGUACAAUUUUUGACUUCUUUGUGUCAGGAAUUGGAGCUUGGGAGCCAUGGAAAAAUCUUGUGUCAGCUUAUGUCUACCCAGAAACAUCAACACCAGAAUAUUCAUCAAUUCUCGUACCAAUUAUCGACAAUGCACGAAUUGAGUAUUUAAUUGGAACUGUUGCUAAUCAAGAACGAGCAGUGCUGUUAAUUGGUGAGCAAGGAACAGCUAAAACUAUCAUGAUUAAAAACUUUAUGAAGAAGCAAAAUCCUGAUACGCACAUGGUACGUUCGUUCAACUUUUCGUCAGCAACAAGUCCCUUUCAGUUCCAGAAGACUAUAGAAAGUUAUAUUGACAAGCGGUUGGGAAAUACUUUUGGACCAGCGGGUGGUAAAAAGCUAAUUGUUUUUAUCGACGACAUAAAUUUACCGCAAAUCAAUGAAUGGGGAGAUCAAGUUACAAAUGAAAUUGUACGACAAACGAUGGACAUGAAGGGAUUCUUUAAUUUAGAAAAGCCUGGUGACUUUACAAAUAUUGUUGAUUUACAAUUUAUUGCUGCUAUGGGAUUACCUGGUGGUGGGCGAAAUGAUAUACCAUCGAGAUUGAAACGACAAUUUUGCAUAUUUAACUGUAAUGUCCCUGACGACACAUCAAUUGAUACGAUAUUCAGAACGAUUGGGGAAGGUCAUUAUAACUCGAAGCGUGGAUUUACAAGUGAAGUUCGUAAGCUUGUUAGAAAAUUAAUUCCACUUACUCGAUUAUUGUGGCAGGCAACACGAGAAAAAUUGCUUCCAACACCAGCUAAAUUCCAUUAUAUCUUUAGUUUACGUGAUCUGUCAAGGAUAUGGCAAGGUAUGAUUGGAACACUAUCAACAGUUAUUACGAAUGAGCAGUAUCUCAUCUCAUUGUGGAAGAAUGAAUGCACGCGUGUGUUUGCUGAUCGAUUUACGACAGUUGCAGACUAUAAAUGGUUCUCAGGAGAAUUAAAAGCCAUAGCAGUAAAGGACCUUGGCGAGUCAUAUGAACCAAUGUUUGGUCCAAGUCCAGUUUUUGUUGAUUUUAUGCGUGACGCACCAGAACCGACAGGUGAAGAAGGCGAAGAAGCUGAUAUGGAAUUGCCAAAAGUUUAUGAACCAGUCACAGAUAUUGAGAUGCUUCGAGACAGAUUAAAAAUGUUCUUGGUCCAAUUUAAUGAAAUGGUUCGUGGCGUUGGAAUGGAUCUUGUAUUUUUCCCAGAUGCUAUGCUUCAUCUUGUCAAAAUAUCUCGAGUCAUAAGACAUCCGAGAGGAAAUUGUAUGCUUGUCGGUGUAGGAGGCAGUGGUAAGCAAAGUUUAACGAAACUAGCAUCAUUUAUUGCUGGAUAUAAGACAUUCCAAAUAAGUUUGACCCGCUCUUAUAAUGUUGCAAAUUUCCUCGAAGACUUGAAACUUUUAUAUCGUACUUGUGGUGUACAAGGUAAAGGAACGACUUUCAUAUUCCAAGAUCUCGAUGUGAAGGAAGAGAUUUUCCUCGAAUAUUUGAAUAACAUUCUUUCAUCCGGUGUCAUAUCUAAUUUAUUUAAUCGUGAUGAGCAACAGGAAAUAAUAUCAGAAUUAACGCCUGUAAUGAAGCGAGAAAAUCAAAAGCGGACUAUAAAUCAAGAGACAGUCAUGGAAUAUUUCCUACAGCGUACAUGCCAUAAUCUUCAUGUUGUUUUCUGCUUCUCUCCCGUUGGAGAAACAUUCCGUCGUAGGAUUGUCAAGUUUCCUGCAUUAAUUAGCGGUUGCAUUAUUGAUUGGUUCCAACCAUGGCCGAGAGAUGCAUUAAUUAUGGUCGCUGAACAUUUCUUGACUUCAUAUGAAAUUGAAUGUGCACCAGAAGUUAAAACAGAAUUAGUAAGAGCAUUAGGUACUAUUCAGGAUGGAGUAUCAGCCACAUCAGUUGACUAUUUCCAUCGAUUCCGCCGAGCAACACAUGUCACACCAAAAUCAUAUUUAAAUUUUAUUGCUGGAUAUAAAAAUAUUUACAGCAUGAAGCACAGUGAGUUAUGUGAAGGAGCUGAAAAAAUGGACACUGGUUUAGAGAAGCUAGCAGAAGCAUCAGAAUCUGUGGAAGUUUUGAAAAAGGAUUUAGCAGUUAUGGAAUUAGAAUUAGCAGAAGCAUCUCUUAAAUCCGAGCGAGUCUUAAUUGAGGUGACAGAACGUGCCUCACAAGCAGAAGCUGUUAAAAAUCAGGUCAUGAUUGUGAAGGAAAAAGCAGAGAUUCUUGUUGCCAAUAUUGCCGUAGAGAAAGCGUUGGCUGAGGAAAAAUUGGAAGCAGCAAAACCAGCACUAGAGGAAGCAGAAAAUGCUCUUAACACAAUUAAGCCAGCUCACAUUGCAACCGUUAGAAAAUUGGGUCGUCCACCGCACUUGAUUAUGCGAAUUAUGGAUUCUGUAUUAAUUCUCUUCCAAAGAAAGCUUCAUCCAACAAUGCCUGAUACGGCCGCACCAUCACCCAAACCAAGUUGGGCUGAGAGUUUGAAGAUGAUGGCAUCGACAACAUUCUUACUUCAAUUACAAAAUUAUCCAAAAGAUUCAAUUAACGAAGAGAUGAUUGAGCAUUUACAGCCGUACUUUAGGAUGGAGGAUUAUAAUAUGGAUACAGCAAGGAGGGUUUGUGGUGACGUUGCUGGUCUUUUGUCAUGGACUAAAGCUAUGGCAUUUUUUCAUGGUGUAAAUAAGGAAGUUUUGCCAUUAAAAGCAAAUCUCACCAUGCAAGAAGCUCGAUUGAGGGUUGCGAUGGAAGACUUAGCAGGUGCGGAAAGUCAAUUACGUGAACGUGAACAAGCUUUACAGCAGGUCAAAGAAUGCUAUGAUGCUGCUGUGAGGGAGAAGCAAAGGUUAACGGACGCUGCGAAUGUGUGUUUAAGAAAAAUGAAUGCUGCAACCGCAUUGAUUAAUGGCUUAGCUGGUGAGAAGAUUCGAUGGACACAACAGAGUAAGGAGUUUAAGGAACAAAUUGGACGACUUGUUGGUGACGUUUUGCUUGCAACUGGAUUUUUGUCUUAUUGUGGACCCUAUAAUCAAGAUUAUCGAGCAAAUCUAAUGAAAUUUUGGAUGCAGCUAUUAAAAGAUAAGAAGAUACCGUACACGAUGAAUAUAAAUAUAAUUAGCAUGCUUGUUGACAACGCAACAAUUUCAGAAUGGACACUUCAGGGUCUUCCGAAUGACGAAUUAUCUGUACAAAAUGCCUUGAUUGUUACCAAAAGCAGCAGUUAUCCCUUGCUGAUAGACCCGCAAGGACAAGGAAAGAUUUGGAUAAAGACGAAAGAAGAUCAAAAUGAAUUGCAAACAACAUCACUUAAUCACAAAUAUUUCCGUACACAUUUAGAAGAUAGCUUGUCACUCGGUCGUCCAUUAUUGAUUGAAGAUGUGGGGGUCGAAUUAGAUCCUGUUAUUGAUAAUGUGCUUGAGAAAAAUUUCAUUAAGUCUGGUUCAAUAGAGAAAGUACUUGUUGGUGAUAAAGAGUGUGAUGUUAUGCCUGGUUUUAUGAUUUAUAUCACAACAAAACUACCCAAUCCAAUGUUUAGUCCUGAGAUAAGUGCAAAGGCAUCAAUAAUUGACUUUACAGUUACGAUGCGUGGUCUAGAAGAUCAGUUAUUGGGUCGUGUAAUUUUAAUGGAGAAAUCGGAACUGGAAUCAGAGCGUGUAAGUCUAUUUGAGAGUGUAAUGAAAAAUCAAAGGACGAUGAAGGAAUUGGAAGCAAAUUUAUUGUGUCGUUUAACAUCAACAGAAGGUUCACUUGUUGACGAUGAAGCUUUAAUUGAAGUGCUUCGUGAGACGAAAACAACAGCAGAAGACGUAAAUCAAAAAUUACAAAUCUCAGAAAUUACUGAGAAGAAAAUUAUGAAAGCUCGUGAGGAAUAUCGUGCGGUAGCAACACGUGGUUCCAUUCUAUACUUUUUGAUUGUUGAAAUGAGCAAUGUUAAUAUUAUGUAUCAAAAUUCGUUGAAACAGUUCCUUAACAUUUUCGAUAAUUCCAUUACAAAAUCAGCCCGAAGCAAUAUAACUGAGGAGCGUAUCAAUAUCAUAUUGCGUUAUUUGACAUACGAAGUCUGGGCAUUUACAAGCCGUAGCUUGUAUGAACGUCAUAAACUCUUGUUUACACUGAUGUUGGCAAUAAAAAUUGAUUAUCAUAAAGGAGUAAUAAAUCAUUCAGAAUUCAUGAGUUUCAUUAAAGGAGGUGCGUCGUUGGACUUGAAUGCUGUCACUCCUAAGCCAUUUAAAUGGAUUCUCGACAUAACGUGGUUGAAUCUUGUUGAAAUAUCAAAAUUAAAGCCAUUUGUUGAUAUUUUAAAGAAGAUUGAAAAUAACGAGAGGGAAUGGAAGAUUUGGUACGAGAUGGAGAGACCUGAAAAAGAGGAAAUCCCAUGUGGCUAUAAUCAACUCGAUGUUUUCCGCAAAUUAGUCUUGAUUAGAAGUUGGAGUCCGGAUAGGACAAUAUCGCAAGCUAGAAAGUACAUCGAAGAAUCACUUGGACCAGAAUACAGCGAAACGCAUAUUUUAGAUUUAGAGCAAACUUGGGAAGAAUCAGAGCCGAGAACUCCAUUAGUUUGUAUACUCUCCAUCGGUUCUGAUCCAACAAAUCAAAUCAUAGCACUGGCUAAAUUGAAAAAUAUCCCAAUACGGGCUGUUUCAAUGGGUCAGGGGCAAGAAUAUCAUGCUCGCAAAAUGAUGACGGAAUGUAUGGCAACAGGUGGAUGGGUUUUGCUACAGAAUGUUCACCUUUCCUUAAAUUUCUGUGCUGAAAUCAUUGACAUAUUGAUUGAAACCGAGCAUGUUCAAGAUACAUUCCGUCUCUGGGUAACGACCGAAGUUCAUCAAGAAUUCCCAAUUGGUCUUCUACAGCUUGCAAUUAAAUUCACCAAUGAACCACCGCAAGGCAUCAGAGCGAGCUUGAAGCGAACAUAUCAAACAUUUACACAAGACUAUUUGGACUAUACAUCAGCAUUUCAAUGGCCACCGCUUCUUUAUACGGUUGCUUUCCUUCAUACAGUUGUACAGGAAAGAAGAAAAUUUGGUCCACUUGGUUGGAAUGUUGGUUAUGAAUUUAAUCAAGCAGAUUUUGCCGCAAGCGUAGCAUUCAUCCAAAAUCACCUUGACGAAAUGGAUCCAAAGAAAGGCGUGUCAUGGCAAACAAUCUGCUACAUGAUUGGUGAAGUUCAGUACGGAGGACGUGUUACAGAUGACUUUGAUAAGCGCUUACUCACAACAUUCUGUGCUGUUUGGUUCUGCGAUCAAUUGUUAACGUCUAAUUUUGAGUUUUAUAGAAACUAUAAAGUUCCUGUUACCAAAAACAUUCAGCACUAUGUAGAUUAUAUAGCAUCACUUCCUCCAAAUGAUACACCUGAAGUUUUUGGAUUGCACGGUAAUGCUGAUAUCACGUUUCAAAUUAAUACUGCAAAAGGAAUAUUGGAUACGAUUUUGAGUGUGCAGCCAAAAGAGAGUGGAGGCGGUAGCGGUGAAUCUCGUGAAACUGUUGUAUAUCAACUGGCGGAUGAUAUGUUGAGAAAGCUUCCACAGCAAUACAAUGCAUUUGAAGUGAAGGAAUCAUUGGCACGAAUGGGAGCCUUUUUACCAAUGAAUAUUUUCUUACGACAAGAAGUCGAUCGAAUGCAGCGAGUCAUCAAGACAGUUUAUACAAAUCUAACAGAUUUAAAGUUAGCUAUUGAUGGUACGAUUGUAAUGAGUCAAUAUUUACGAGAUUCACUAGAUGCUAUGUAUGAUGCUCGCAUACCGGAACGAUGGCAAAAGAUCUCUUGGGAAUCAACAACAUUGGGAUUCUGGUACACGGAGCUACUUGAACGAAAUUCACAGUUCCGCAUUUGGUGUGCACACGACAGGCCAAAAGUAUUUUGGAUGACAGGCUUCUUUAAUCCACAAGGAUUCUUAACAGCAAUGAGACAGGAAGUAACUCGAGCUCAUAAAGGCUGGGCACUUGACUCUGUAAUUCUCCAGAAUCAAAUAACACGUUACAACAAGGAAGACAUCCAUGAUCCACCGGCAGAAGGUGUUUAUGUUCAUGGACUCUUUUUGGAAGGUGCAUCACUAGAUCGUCGCAGUGGAAAGUUGAUAGAAUCAAAAGCAAAAAUAUUAUACGAGCAAAUGCCAAUAAUUUACAUCUACGCCAUAAACACAACAGCUGGCAAAGAUCCGAAACUUUAUGAAUGUCCAAUUUAUAGAAAACCACAGCGAACGGAUCAAAAAUAUGUUGGAUCAAUUGAUUUUGAAACUGAUUUGAGUCCACGUCAUUGGACAUUGAGGGGUGUUGCGUUAUUGUGUGAUAUUAAGUAAAAAGUUUUUAAUGUGAUUUAUGGCUUGAAUGUGAACAUCAUUUUCGAGAUGUAAAAUUAAUAGGACAUGAAAAUUUUACAAAUCGAUGAAGGAAGACGUAGAAAAGAAAUAAAAUUUACAUGCACAACACAAUUUUUGUGACGUUAUUGACUUUUUGAAUUUUAUUUUGUGUUGAGAGUAGGAUGAAGGCUUGAAUGCUGUUGAGCGUGAAUAUCAUCAACAACUGAUAGUAGAGGUAGCAAAUGUGAGAUGGAAACAACCUUGAUGUGUCAUCUUGUCAAGAAUCUUGUAAUUUUCUUGCGAUAUGUGACUCCUUGGGGAAAUUUUCAUUUUCAUGUUUACUGUACAUUCUCGUACACGGAGAGGAAAGGAUAGACAUUUUAAAUCUGUAAUUAAAUUGAUAACACAUUAGACAUGUUGCGAGCAUUGGAAGUUCAUUAAAACCUAUAAAUUAUUACAUAAAACUGC